CUCCAUCAAGACCCCCUCAACAUUUUACACUCCAAAUAAAGACCUAACUUCUUCAACCCAGGUAACGUUCUAGUAAAUCUCCUCUGUAUUCUCUCUAUUUUGUUGACAUGCUUCCUAUAAUUCGGUGACCAGAACUUUACACAAUACUCCAAAUUUGGCCUCACCAAUGCCUUGUACAAUUUUAACAUUACAUCGUAACUCCUAUACUUAAUGCUCUGAUUUAUAAAGGCCAGCAUACCAAAAGCUUUCUUCACCACCCUAUCCACAUGAGAUUCCACUUUCAGGGAAUUAUACACCAUUAUUCCUAGAUCACUCUGUUCUACCGCAUUCCUCGAUGCCCUACCAUUUACCAUGUAUGUCCUAUUUGUAUUAUUCCUACCAAAAUGUAGCACCUCACACUUAUCAGCAUUAAACUCCAUCUGCCAUCGAUUAGCCCACUCUUCUAACCAGCCUAAAUCUCUCUGCAAACUUUGAAAACCUACUUCAUUAUCCACAAUGCCACCUACCUUAGUCUCAUCUGCAUACUUACUAAUCCUAUUUACCACCCCAUCAUCCAGAUCAUUAAUGUAUAUGACAAACAACAUUGGACCCAGUACAGAUCCCUGAGGUACACCACUAGCCACCGGUCUCCAACCUGACAAACAGUUAUCCACCACUACUCUCUGGCAUCUCCCAUCCAGCCACUGUUGAAUCCAUUUUACUACUUCAAUAUUAAUACCUAACGAUUGAACCUUCCUAACUAUAACUAACCUUCCGUGUGGAAUCUUGUCAAAGGCCUUACUGAAGUCCAUAGAGACAACAUCCACUGCUUUACCCUCGUCAACUUUCCUAGUAACCUCUUCAAAAAAUUCAGUAAGAUUUGUCAAACAUGACCUUCCACGCACAAAUCCAUGUUGACUGUUCCUAAUCAGACCCUGUCUGUCCAGGUAAUUAUAUAUACCAUCUCUAAGAAUACUUUCCAUUAAUUUACCCACCACUGACGUCAAACUUACAAGCCGAUAAUUGCUAGGUUUUCUCUUAGAACCCUUUUUAAACAACAGAACCACAUGAGCAAUAUGCCAAUCCUCCGGCACCAUCCUCAUUUCUAAUGACAUUUGAAAUAUUUCUGUCAGAACCCCUGCAAUUUCUACACUAAUUUCCCUCAAAGUCCAAGGGAAUAUCCUGUCAGGACACUGAGAUUUAUCCACCUUUAUAUUCCUUAAAAGUGCCAGUACUUCCUCUUCUUUAAUCGUCAUAGUUUUCAUAACUUCCCUACUUGUUUCCCUUACCUUACACAAAUUCAAUACCCUUCUCCUUAGUGAAUACCUAAGAAAUUGUUCAAUAUGUCCCCCAUCUCUUUCGGCUCCACACAUAGCUGUCCACUCUGAUUCUCUAAGGGACCAAUUUUAUCCCUCACUAUCCUUUUGCCAUUAAUAUAACUGUAGAAACCCUUUGGAUUUAUUUUCACCUUACUUGCCAAAGCAACCUCAUAUCUUCUUUUUGCUUUUCUAAUUUCUUUCUUAAGAUUCUUUUUACAUUCUUUAUAUUCCUCGAGCACCUCAUUUACUCCAUGCUGCCUAUAUUUAUUGUAGAUCUCUCUCUUUUUCCAAACCAAGUUUCCAAUAUCCCUUGAAAACCAUGGCUCUCUCAAACUUUUAAUCUUUCCUUUCAACCUAACAGGAACAUAAAGAUUCUGUACCCUCAAAAUUUCACCUUUAAAUGACCUCCAUUUCCCUGUUACAUCCUUCUCAAAAAACAAAUUGUCCCAAUCCACUCCUUCUAAGUCAUUUUGCAUCUCCACAAAAUUAGCCUUUCUCCAAUCAAAAAUCUCAACCCUGGGUGCAGUCCUAUCCUUCUCCAUAAUUAUAUUGAAACUAAUGGCAUUGUGAUCACUGGACCCGAAGUGCUCCCCAACACAUAUCUCUGUCACCUGACCUAUCUCAUUCCCUUACAGGAGAUCCAACACUGCCCCUUCUCUAGUUGGCACCUCUAUAUAUUGCUGCAAAAAACUAUCCUGAACACAUUUUACAAACUCCAAACUAUCCAACCUUUUUACAGAAUGGGCUUCCCAGUCUAUGUGUGGAAAAUUAAAAUCUCCCAAAAUCACAACCUUGUGCUUACUACAAAUAUCUGCUACCUCCUUACAAAUUUGCUCCUCCAAUUCUCGCUCCCCAUAAGUGUUAGUACACCUUUCCUAUUCCUCAAUUCCACCCAAAUAGCCUCCCUAAACGAGCCCUCUAAUCUAUCCUGCCAAAGCACCGCUGUAGUAUUUUCUCCGACAAGCAACGUGGUCCCCUUAGAGCCAGACAUAGGUGAAACUAUCACACAAGCAGUUCUGCAGACAGCAACACACACAAAAUGCUGGUAGAACACAGCAGGCCAGGCUGCAUCUAUAGGGAGAAGCGCUGUCGACGUUUUGGGCCAAGACCCUUCGUCAGGACUAACCAAAAGGAAAGAUAGUAAAGUAGUGGGGGAGGGGGAAAUGUGAAAUGAUAGGAGAAGACCGGAGGGGGUGGGAUGAAGCUAAGAGCUGGAAAGGUGAUUGGCGAAAGUGAUACAGAGCCAGAGAAGGGAAAGGAUCAUGGGACAGGAGGCCUCAGGAGAAAGAAAGGUGGGGGAGCACCAGAGGGAGAUGGAGAACAGGCAAACAACUAAAUAUGUCAGGGAUGGGGUAAGAAGUGGAGGAGGGGCAUAAACGGAAGUUAGAGAAGUCAAUGUUCAUGCCAACAGGUUGGAGGCUACACAGGUGUUGUUCCUCCAACCUGAGUUUGGAUUCAUUUUUAUAAGGUGUUGUUCCUCCAACCUCCUCCCACCUCUCCCCCAAACAUUCUCUUUUCUUCCCCUUUCUUCCCCAUCCCAUCGGGUAGAAGAUUAAAAAAAUACUGAAGGCACAUGCAACCAGGUUCAACAACUGCUUCCAUCACACUGUUACAAGACAGUUGAAGGGUCCCUAUUACAAUAUGAUGGACUCACAACCUCACUAGCUACCUAAUUAAGACCUUGCACCUUACUGUCUGCCUACAUUGAACUUUCUCAGUAAAUGCAACACAUCAUUCUGCAUUUUGUCAUUGCUCUCAUUUGCACAACCAUGAUGUACUGUUGCAAAAAAUCUUUAUGAAUGGCACGUGAAACCCAGAUUUUCACUGCACCUCGGUCUAUGUGACAAUAAUAAACCAUCUUACCAUUUUUCUCACCACAUUCCAAGCCCUACACUCCUCAGCCUGGAAACUCCUCCCUCAUCCAGCCUGCUGAGCUCCUUAAUUUAUUUUCUGAGUUUCUGUGAGCUCUUUUCUCUUUCCUCUGAAUUGCAGAGACCACAGUCAAACCUAACUUGCCCUUUCCUCACUCAGCAAACCCACCAUCCCAGGACCAGACUGGCGAAUCUACUACUACUAUUUUCAAAAGGUGAGGGAUUCUUUUUUUAAGAUUAUGCCAAGCUGUAGUCAGUGUUGAGAUUGUGGUUUUUAAGUUCAGCUGUUUUUUAAGCUCUACGGAAGGGUUUAGGGGACAGAGAGUAGAGUUUAGGGAAGUUAGAGAUCAGAUUAAGUGUAUAUAGGCAGUCUCCAAGUUACAAACAUCUGACUUACGAACAAAUUGUACUUACAAACCGGGGAAGGAGAACGCCGUCCAUCAUUUUAAGUUGGAUCACAACGCCAUCCGCCAUUUUAAGUCGUUGCCAUUGACACUGUGUUGAGUGUGUAACUUUGUAUAUGGCUUGAAUUUUUCUUAGCAAGAUUCACCCUGGAACCCCCCCACCCCCUUCUUUUCCAGUCAGCACUUGUCCCAUUUAACCUGUGUCAGUGUGGUGGACUUUAGGACCCAGUGGAGCUCGGGACCUGCCGCCCGCAGUGUUUCUGUUCCGUUGACAGAAAACAAUCACGAUUGAAAAUAAAGUGGAAAUAAUAAAGCCAUCAGAAAGAAGUGAAACACCAUCAGUCAUUGGAGAAGCGUUAAGGAUACACUCUGAUGGGAUUGGUUGCGAUGGCUGCCAUGGACUGGAUGAGCCAAAGGGCCAGUUUCCAUGCUGUGGAUUCUAUCAUUUUGAUCAAGUAUGGAACAAAACACCAGCAGCAAGAUGGGUACCUGAACUAAUCAGUUCAUUAUGUCUGUCCCCAACCUGUGAUAGAAGUGGUACUGUGUAAUGCAAUAGUGAGAACACGUUGCCAUUUUCGGAACAAACAUACCACUCCACCAACUCCGCCUGUGUGUGGAAAUCAAAGCAAUGCAGCUUCCAGAAUCCUGAAAUUGAAGCAGAACCUGCUGGAAGCACUCCACAGUUUUCACCAUAUGUUAAUGUGAAGAGUGAACAGUAAAUGGUUAAUCUUACUGCGAUCUGGUUCUUAUUAACUGGUUUAUCUCGACGUUAAAUUCGGCGUUCGUUACACCCGAAGGAGAAGGUUACAGUGAAAAAGCGGCAUUAUCAGGUGUUUCAAGUGCUGCAAUGUCAGCUCGAUCCGGGAUCAAGUCGAUGGCGCCCAGCGACAAGGGCAGUAAACCGACAUCAAGUAAGUCCACGCAGGCAAGAGCCAAGGCAGAAGCCGCCAAGGUGCGACUGCAUUACGCCAAACAAGAAGCAGUUUUGAAAAUGAAACUGGCCACCAGAGAAGCCGAAAUCCAGAAAGAAAGGGCCGCCAGAGAAGCCGAAAGGGCCGCCAGACAAAGAGAAGAGGCCGCCAGAGAAGCCGAAACCCAGUUGGAAAUGGCAAAAAUAUCGACAGAGUUGCAAGUGCUGCAGCUAGAAAGAGAAGAAGAAGCUGCCAUGGUGGAAGCAAAGUACAUAGAAGAAGCUGAAGGGUCGCGUGAUCUGACCGAAGCAAGAUCUACUUUAGAAAGGACCAGACUGGAACGCACAAGCGACUAUAUACAAUCUCAAAUAGACAGGCAGGCUCAUCUCCCCUCUCCAUACGUAUUCGAUAACUUCCCCAGCUACGAGGAACCUCAGAAAGUCACGAUUGCAUCACAUCCAUACGAGGAAGGAAAUUUACCCUCACGGCUCCGUGAUGAAGUCAAGAAUGAAAGAACCGACAACGCUCCUUCACCCCCACAACAGGACGGCGGGGAGGGAGAGGUUCACUCCAGGACAACAAUUGUCAGCUCGAACUGUACAGAAGUUUGCGGUCAAACUCAGUCAAGCCGUUCUUGUUCCGAGAUUUGCCUCACCGAGGUGUACCCUAAAGAAGCACAACAAGACAUUACCAAGCGUAAAGCAACCGACGAGACGCUAGGUCAGUCAGUUUUUGUUCAAACCGAGCACGGAAACAAACUUGCACAAUCAGCUCAAGAUACCAUUUCUUUAAAACCCAAAGACACCAAGGUCUUCAGAGAUGAAGCAAAUAAUGGGGUUGCCCCAUUGCCUAUCAGAGAACCAUGCCAGCGCUCACCAGAUAACAAAGAGCAGGCAGUCAAACGGUUCACGUCCUUACGGAAAACCCGGAAAAGGAAACCUGAAAUGCAGCAACGCACCCGAUUGGCCCACGAGGUACUGUGCACCCUAAUGGCAGAGGUCACAGCCAUUAUAAACGCACAAUCAUUCCUACCUGUGUCUUCUGACCCAGAAAACCCCUUUAUACUUUCGCCAUCAACGCUCCUUACGCAGAAGGCAGGAGCACCUCCUCCACCAGGAGACUUCUCAGACAAGGAUUUGUACACAAAGCAAUGGAGACAAGUCCAGGCUCUGGCAAAUCAGUUCUGGUCCCGCUGGAGACAGAAAUAUCUACCCUCGUUGCAACAGAGACGAAAGUGGACAGAACCCCGCAGGAAUCUUCAAGUUGGAGACUUAGUCCUGCUCAGGGACAAGCAAGUCGCUCGCAACAGCUGGCCAAUGGCCAGAAUCACUGCUACAUUCCCUAUCGAGGAUGGACAUGUCAGGAAGAUCGAAUUGAAGACUACCGACCAAGGCGAUGUGAAAAUUUACCAAGGGCCAGUUACAGAAGUUAUUCUACUUCUACCCAAUGACUGAUUAAGAGACUAAGUUUUGUACUCUGCUCAUUGUGACCUUACGAAGGUCAAGCGGGGAGUGUGCUGUCUUUACGACAGUUAUUUAGUUUAUAAUAUUUUCGCUUAGUAUUCAUUCAAUAGUAUUUUCUAGUUAGAAUUAGGAGUGUUUAAAGUAUAUUCAUUGCAUGUAAAAUAUAUCGGCAUGCGAUGACGUCACAUCCGGUUUCGCCGCGUCUUGUGGGAAAACACCGGUUUGAAAUUAGCGCGAGGGUGGGGGCUUUCCACGAGGCUCACCGGAGCAGAAGUUGUUUGCAGGCAUGAGAAAUCACAGUGAGAGCAACGCUGUAAGUUAAUAGAUAAUCGAUAUAUUGAACUAAGAUGUUAAUGCCGAUCCUGUUAGAAGUAACGACGGUAGAUAAUGUUUAUGCUUUCGUUAGUUAAAGAGUCGCGGAUAGUUUGCAUGGAAGUGUAUUUAAAGUAGUCAAUGGAGCAGGUAAACUCUCCCUGUAUACUGCACCUUAGUGUAAUGUAGUUAUAGUCACCU
This is a messenger RNA of Hypanus sabinus (Atlantic stingray), 6460 nucleotides long. RefSeq lists its product as uncharacterized. The transcript is spliced from 4 exons. The record is from RefSeq and is a predicted model, not a curated record. Lineage: Eukaryota; Metazoa; Chordata; Chondrichthyes; Myliobatiformes; Dasyatidae. Bases 4421 to 5938 code for a protein of 505 amino acids.